Molecule: messenger RNA, 888 nt
Organism: Paraphaeosphaeria sporulosa
Lineage: Eukaryota; Fungi; Ascomycota; Dothideomycetes; Pleosporales; Didymosphaeriaceae
Product: putative short-chain dehydrogenase
Exons: 2
Coding region: 1-888 (295 amino acids)
Molecular function (GO): oxidoreductase activity, acting on the CH-OH group of donors, NAD or NADP as acceptor
Source: RefSeq, a predicted model, not a curated record
AUGCCUUCUACCGAUUUUCCGGUCUUUACAAAGACUUUCCAUUCUUCCUUAUACGCAAGCCUUGCUCGAACAAGCGCUGCUCUUCCUGCAAAGGGAAAGGUCGUUUUGGUGACUGGUGGCGGUCGGGGUAUCGGAAAGGCAAUUGCCAUGGCUUUCGCCAAAGCGGGAGCCAGCGCUAUCGUCAUACUGGGCCGGAACAAGGUUACCUUGUCAUCAGCGGAGACUGAGAUCACAGGCCUUGCCCGAGCUGGGGGUCACUUGACAGUGGUCCGCACCUUCACAGCCGACGUCACCGAUACUGGAGCCAUCUUCGAUGUUUUCAAAGCUGUUCGGGAUGAAUUCAAGAGAGUUGACGUCGUUGUCAGCAAUGCGGCAGGCCUCCACCUCGCUACUCUCGAAGCUACCAACAUCGACGACUACUGGAAGACCUUUGAGAUCAAUGUCAAGGGCACGCUGAACGUGAUCCAGGCGGCUCUCAAAUUUGGCUUCGACCGCAACGGAUCUGAUCCAGCCACCUUCAUAAACGUCUCGAGUGUGGGACUCAUUAUGCCUACCUUUCCCACGUGGUCGAACUAUGUCGCGACGAAGCUUGCAGCCUUCAGCAUGACGCAAUACCUUGCAGCAGAAUCGGGUGGGAAGAUCCGCGCGUUCUCAAUUCACCCAGGUAGAGUCGAGACGGACAUGGCCAAGGAGAACGGGAUUCCCACUUUCGAGGAUCCAGAGCUCCCGGGUGCGUUUUGUGUGUGGCUUGCUGCCACGCGCGAAGCAGACUUUCUGCAAGACCGUUUGGUGGCAUGCAAUUGGGACAUUGACGAACUCUUACAAAUGCGCGAGGAGAUCGAAGCCAAGGGGCUGCUGAAAAUGCACUUUGCCGGCUUGAGCAUGUAG